Solanum verrucosum is the source of this 1383-nucleotide messenger RNA. Its product is annotated as exonuclease V, chloroplastic. Gene Ontology annotation, molecular function: single-stranded DNA 5'-3' DNA exonuclease activity. Gene Ontology annotation, biological process: interstrand cross-link repair. Lineage: Eukaryota; Viridiplantae; Streptophyta; Magnoliopsida; Solanales; Solanaceae. The transcript has 7 exons. The coding region runs from base 36 to 1301 and encodes 421 amino acids. Gene Ontology annotation, cellular component: nucleus. The record is from RefSeq and is a predicted model, not a curated record.
CACGAUCCUCCAUUUGUGCCGUUCCCAACGGUCACAUGCCGCGACUCGCUGCCCACUCGCCGGAAAUGACUGAACCACGAUCGCCGAUUAACACCCCACCCGAAGAAGUACAAACAUCGCAAAGCCCUAACAACAUAGUUCCCGAGAUUCCAUUAGAAAUCAUCAGUGAAGAAGAAAUGGCGAUAAUAGAAGCUGCCUUUGCAGCCUCGCGAUCUCUGGUUAAGUCACCGUUCCGUGCUUCUUCAUCGCCGGCGCAUUUCCAGAACAACGUUAGGUCGAUACAGUCGAUUACUCUGUUAUCGAAACGGAGUUUAUCGAGUUGUUCUUCACAAAGUGAUUCGUUAGUGGUUGAUGUAGAAGAUUCUGGAAGGUUAAUGAGUAGUCAGAAGAGGAAUAGAGUUGUCGCUUCGUUGUUGAGUCGGUAUCGGAGGAAAAGAGGAUUGGCUGUUACUGAUAUUACUGCUACAGAAUGGUGUGAAAAAAAGAUGGAGUAUACUCUUCUUUGUGGCAAACGAGAAAAGACCAAAGCUAUGGAAGCUGGUAGCAGUCGUCAUGAAGAACUUGAAGAAGAGGUGAUCAAAAAGGUAAAAGUUCGUGUUGACUCAGCUGAAGAUGUAUGGGCAUUAAAGUUCUUAAAUUUCAUAGUUGGUGCCAAUCAAUUGUUAUUUGAUGGAUUGACACGUGAAUUGCCCUUAGUAGGUUUUGCUGAAGGUGUAUGGAUGGUGGGAGUUAUUGAUGAGAUACGAAUGCCGGAAGGACAAAGUGAUUCAUAUCCAAAGUUAGUUGACACAAAAACACGAGCGACAGCUAGCCUUCCUCGUGAACCGCAACGGAGGAACGGAAGGCUUCAGCUAAUGUGCUACAAGCAUUUGUGGGACAGCUUGGUGGCUGAUGACUUCCCCUCCCGGCAGUUCUUUGAGUUCUUCUCUCUGAAUCCUAAUCACAUUUUAUCUGCAGAAAUCAGAGAACGUACUGCCAAAUGUGGUUUCGCUGCUGAGACUCUCACUGAUAUGUUGAGGUACUCUCGUAAUACUUGGUGCAUGCUUCCACCAGCACAUGAGCAACUAUUGUUGAGGUAUGAAUUUCAAGGAGAUCAAUCAUUGCUUGGUGAAGAUCAGUUUGAGUAUGAUCUUGACUGGGUAAAGGGUCAAAUAAAGUGUUCGUUAGAGGUAUGGCAAGGAGAAAGAGAAGCCAGUUACACCCCUGAAGACGAACGAUGGAAAUGCUGGUCUUGCAAGUUUGCUUCUGAAUGUCCAGCCAGUAAUUCUUGCUCUCCAAGAAGAAAGGACACUGAAGGCUAACUGGUACGUUUGGCAAAUUGCAUUGGUAGUGUAAAAUUCAUUUAAACUGUUCGUGAAUAUAACUUAAAACUCUUUAAUAAAC